Molecule: messenger RNA, 1850 nt
Organism: Misgurnus anguillicaudatus (oriental weatherfish)
Lineage: Eukaryota; Metazoa; Chordata; Actinopteri; Cypriniformes; Cobitidae
Product: chemokine XC receptor 1-like
Biological process (GO): G protein-coupled receptor signaling pathway; positive regulation of cytosolic calcium ion concentration; calcium-mediated signaling
Cellular component (GO): membrane; external side of plasma membrane
Molecular function (GO): C-C chemokine receptor activity; C-C chemokine binding
Source: RefSeq, a predicted model, not a curated record
UUUCAAUUCCGUGUCAACCAACUUCCUUUAUGUGAACCCAUAUAUAAUUAUAUACACACAGGUAGUUUCACAGAACUCUUUUUAUAGUCAGCUUGAAGAUGAUUUCAAAUAUCUGCUAUGCUGUAGGCUGCUAAACAGACAGCAUACUACACAAAGAACAACAAGUAUCUAGUUACAGCAACUCAAAUGAUAGGAAAUGUAUGAGUUGGUCCUCAUUGAUCAAUCACAAAGAGCACAGGAGAUCUGAGCCGCUCAAAGUCUCUAUCAUUCUCUGCUUACUGUGAAAAACUGCUAUACAUUAUGAAUGAUAGUAAUGAUGCUGAACCUUUUAUCUAUGACAAUGAUUAUGGUGAUGAGGUGUGCCGUAAAGAAGAUAUACUGAAGGUCGUAUCCUAUCUCGUACCAAUUUUCUUCAUGUUAGUGGUUGUACUAAGUUGCAUCGGUAACAUCCUGGUUCUUAUCAUCCUGCUGCUUUACGAGAACAUGAAAUCCCUCACCAACAUCUUCAUCCUCAAUCUCGCUCUGUCAGAUCUGCUCUUCACUUUUGGACUCCCAUUUUGGGCCUCUUACUACAUGUGGGGUUGGACAUUUGGAGAUAUUGGCUGCAAAGCGGUGAAGUUUUUGUUUUACGCUGGAUUUUAUAGCAGUGUGCUUUUUUUAACUCUUAUGACCGUUCAGCGUUACAUGGCUGUUGUUCAUCCUCUCUCUGAUUGGGAGAGAUGCAGAGGGUUUUCAGUCGCACCCUUCAUCAUAUGGAUCCUGAGUGCUGGAGCUGCUCUGCUUGGGUCAUAUCGUAGCAAAGUUAUAGAAGAAGAAAACAACAUAUACUGUGAAUAUGACAGUAUUUCAAUGAAACUUCUAAUUGGUUAUCUUCAAAAUGGUUUUUUUGUCUGUGCAUUUAUAAUCAUGGGUUUUUGCUAUGCAAGAAUGCUUCAAACUAUAACAAAGACGCGCACAAAUAAGAGACACAAGACCAUUCGACUAAUACUUUGCAUUUCGUUAGUGUUUUUUAUUGGUUGGGCUCCAUAUAACAUUGUUAUGUUCGUGAGAUCUUUCAGUGAUCUUAAUCUAAUCACAGACUGUCCGAUAAGCAAAAAUAUUGACUAUGCAUUUUAUGUUUCCAGACUUUUAGCUUUCUCACACUGUUGCCUGAAUCCUGUGUUUUACGUGUUUGUUGGUGUAAAGUUCAGGAAUUAUUUAAAAGUGAUUCUGCAGAAAGUUUUCCAGCCAAAAAAAAACUUGGAUUCAAGUUCAGGCAGAACAACAAAGAAUCAUUCAAUGGGUUCAAUGUAUUAACACAAAACUCAAGCACUGUUACACAUUGCGAUGAAUCUUCUGUGAGUUGUAAAAUAGACAACACUAAUGAACAUUCUGAGUAAACAUCAGAUAUUUUCUUACCGUGUUAUUGUUGCAUUUUAUAUUAUUGUAAUUUUGAGUAUUUGAGUAAAUGUUGAGCUUGCAUAGCAGAUUUUGGCAUUUUUGAGGACUUUGAAUUCCUUGUGAUCGACUUUACUUUCGGGUUGUGACGUAUUUCUUAGUGAAACAAGAGGAGCUUUUGAGUUGAACUAUACUAGCCUGCAACCGACUAGUGAUGGUUGUGCUGUGUUUGCCUUUUUAUCACAAAUAAAGUGGCUAAUAUGUAAUAUUUGUAAGAUAUGCAAACGUUUUAGCACCCAUGUGGUAUGCUUGUAAUAUUGUAUGAAAUAAAAUAAAAACAAAAAUAAAUAAAUUGAGAAUCAUUUAUUUUAAUAAUGGCACUGUAUAAUAUAUUAAGGUUAUGAGCAGAGUUUUUCACUAUUAUAAAAAUGAUGCAUUAGUGGAACUAGAAGUGUCAGGACAAACCUCAAAUG